Messenger RNA from Phaethon lepturus (White-tailed tropicbird), 1083 nucleotides. It is a transcript of the gene EXOSC2, whose product is annotated as exosome component 2. Gene Ontology annotation, cellular component: nuclear exosome (RNase complex); cytoplasmic exosome (RNase complex). The annotation marks the transcript as partial. The record is from RefSeq and is a predicted model, not a curated record. Gene Ontology annotation, molecular function: RNA binding. Gene Ontology annotation, biological process: nuclear polyadenylation-dependent rRNA catabolic process; exonucleolytic trimming to generate mature 3'-end of 5.8S rRNA from tricistronic rRNA transcript (SSU-rRNA, 5.8S rRNA, LSU-rRNA); CUT catabolic process. The transcript is spliced from 8 exons. Lineage: Eukaryota; Metazoa; Chordata; Aves; Phaethontiformes; Phaethontidae.
ACGAUCACCACGGACACGGGCUACAUGAGGGGCCACGGCACCUACGUGGACGAGGAGAAGCUCAUCGCCUCGGUGGCCGGCGCCGUGGAGAGGGUGAACAAGCUGGUAUGUGUCAAAGCGCUGAAGACCAGGUACAACGGCGAGGUCGGUGAUAUCGUGGUCGGGAGAAUCACGGAGAGAAGGAGAUCAGCGGAAGAUGAGCUUGCGAUGAGGGACUAUCUGCAGGAAGGGGACCUCAUCAGUGCAGAGGUCCAGUCUGUAUUUUCUGAUGGGGCUGUAUCACUGCACACCCGGAGUCUGAAAUAUGGGAAGCUUGGCCAGGGUGUGCUUGUUCAGGUCUCGCCCUCCCUUGUGAAACGCCAGAAGACUCACUUCCAUGACUUGCCCUGUGGUGCAUCUGUGAUCCUUGGCAACAACGGUUUCAUCUGGAUCUACCCAACUCCAGAGCAGAAAGAUGAAGAGGCAGGGGGCUUCACCACCAACUUGGAGCCGGUUCCCUUGUCUGACCGGGAGGUGAUCUCACGGCUCCGGAACUGCAUUGUGGCUCUGGUUACUCAGAAGUUGAUGCUCUUUGACACCAGCAUCCUGUAUUGCUAUGAAGCAUCCCUUCCUCAUCAGAUCAAGGACAUUCUCAAACCAGAGGUGAUGGAGGAGAUCGUUCUGGAAACCCGACAGAGGUUGCUGGAUCUGGAGGGAUAGUGCACAUGGCCAGAAGCAGUUGUUUGAAGUCCCAGCAUGGCAGCUUUUGUUUACCAGUUUUUUUUUUUUCCAGUGUUCUAGUCCCCAACAUUCAUUCCACAGUUCAGAAGCCACCAAAAUUCUUAAUUUUAACUCCUAGGAUACCUCCUGAGACCUUUUUGUAUAAUAAUACUAAAGAGUACUUAAGUACAAUAGCUUUUUAGUGCAGCAGUCUGAAAAAUUAGUAUCUGACCUUUAUGAAGAUGCAGAUACAACUGAGACAUAUCUCAUAGCACUUGUUGCUGUGUCUAGUGCCCCUGAACUUUGUGCAGAAUGAGAGAAAGGGAUGUGUUUUGUGAUGUUUCUCUCUCCCCAAAGGCUUUCUAAAUGGUUUUGAUUUUCCUU